UUUCGCAGCUUCAUUCUUAGCGAUUUAUGUUUACGUAUUGUAGUAGCGCCAUCUACUGUAGGCCUUGCACGAUAGUUUAAAGUUUCUUUUUUUUUUUUUUUUUUUUAAGUUGGCAUCUCUGACUGUGUCGUGUUGGUGACAGGAGGUUAUAUAAGCCCCUGCUCUAGGAAUUUCUCGUCAUUCUGUGUUAUCGUGCUGUAGCCUUCGCACGUAUUUGGCACUCUGCGAUAUUUUUCAAAUACCCUCCAAGCAAUUAACAAGAUGGGAAAGAAAAGGAAAAUUCGAGACGCUGAAAACGACAGGAUUGCUAAAAAGAUAAAACUACUGGAAAAUAAAUUACGACGAGAGAGGCGAAUAAUUUCAUCGGAUGAUAGCGACUCACACGGUGAGGAGCAAGUUUUGCCCGAUCUGACGCCGUCCAGUUCACCGGGAACUUCGCCACGAAGUAAUAUUAGAAUGAGCUUAGACAUGCCAAGCUUGUUGUCUCCUAUGCAGAAUACAUCGCCUUCUGAACAGCCUAACCCGGAGCCUACCACAGCGGAUGUGACAGUACAUGAGCCAGGCCUGCCGUCAGAUCCUGGGCCCUCCACCACAACUGGCGCUCCCAACGAGGAGUCUGAAACUCAGCUAGAGGAAGAUAUCUUGCAGAUACUUGGCGAAGCACCUCAGCCGGAUAUUGUUUUAGGCAGAAACAUUCAUAGAGAUAUUGCAUCUCGCUGGCAAGAUAUUUUAUUAAAAGGUAUGACCAAAGAGUCAAAGGAACAACUUUUUAAAAAGUAUCUCAUUCCCGCCAAUUGUCACUACCUGGUUGCACCGAUUUUAAAUCCCGAAGCUAAAGCUGCGGUUCCUGAUAUAUUAGCAAAGAGAGACUGCACUUUAUUGCAAAAACAAAAUCAGAUCGGUGUGGCUUUAGCUGCGCUCUCUCAAGUUAUAGAAAUGAUUGUUAAGAAAGAAACUGCUACACAGCUACUUCUGCAGCCAUUAAGUGAUGCUUGCCGCUUGUUGUGUGACAGCCACAACAUGGAGACCAAGACAAGGCGAAGCAUUGUGAUGAGCACCAUAAAUACUAGCUUACGUGAAACUCUCACUAACAGCAGCCGUGACAAGUAUUUAUUUGGCGAAGAUCUAACAGAAAAACUAAAAGCCGCUAAAUCUGUUCAAAGAACCGGGGAAUCACUGCUCAAACCCAACCCAGUAGCUACUUCAAGCAAAAAUUCAAACUAUAAAAACUUGGCCUUACCAAGAAACCGGAAUUUAAACUACAGGGGUCAGACUCAGAAGAGACCACCGAACAGACAGGGCGAGUCAUCGAGAGGACGACCACCGGCGCGCCAACAACGCGCCACACCGUACGCGCGUCCGCCUCCACCUCCGCCCAAAGCGCCGUCGCCGACGAGGAGGCCCUACCGCCGGUAGAUACUCAGGUAACGCAGUACGCUGGUCGAUUAAAAUAUUUUCAUAAAGAAUGGAUGAAAUUAACCGAUGAUUCAACGUUACUGUCAUGGAUAACGGGAUAUAAAAUCCCUUUCAUAUCUACUCCAAUACAAGAUGUUUGUCCUGUAACUAGACCAAAAUCUGAUCAGGAGCAUGAUGAGUUUGUUUUGGCAAUCAAUAAGCUAACCUCUAUACAUGCUAUUUCUCGAUGUUCACAUGAGGAAGGAGAAUUUAUUUCGAGCGUUUUCCUUGUGCCUAAACCAAACGGUGAAAAACGUUUUAUUCUAAAUUUAAAAUUGUUAAAUAAAUUUGUAUCAACAAACCAUUUUAAAAUGGAAGACUAUAGAACAGCUAUUAAGUUAAUAACAAAAGACAGUUACAUGGCAUCCAUAGAUUUAAUGGAUGCAUAUUUUUUUAUAAAUAUCUGCAGUUUACAUAGAAAAUUCUUACGUUUUAAUUAUAACGGAACCCUUUAUGAAUUUAACUGUUUACCGUUUGGUUUAUGCACAGCUCCUUACGUUUUUACAAAAUUACUUAAACCUGUAAUGGAAUAUUUACGCUCAAGGAACAUGAUCUCUGUAAUUUACUUAGAUGAUUAUUUUUGUGUAGGUAAAACUUAUUAUGAUUGUAUGAAAAAUGUUAAACAAACGUGUAAGAUAUUAGAAGAAAUUGGAUUUAUGAUAAACAGAAGAAAAAGUAGCUUAAUACCAAAUAAGAGAUGUAAAUUUCUUGGAUUCAUCUUUGAUUCGAACAAAAUGAUUAUGGAAUUACCCACGGACAAAAGAUUAAAAAUAAAAACUUAUGUUCAAAGAUUUUUACAUAUUCGUAAUUGUAAAUUGCGAGAUUUCGCCCAAAUGAUCGGUCUUUUAGUAUCUGCAUGUCCAGCGAUGCAGUUUUCGUGGUAUCAUACAAAACUAUUCGAGCAAGUUAAAUUUCAAUCUUUAUUGCAAAAUAACAGUUAUAAUCAAACAAUUAAACUACCUAAUUUCAUAAGGGAAGAUCUAAAUUGGUGGUUAAAUAAUAUAGAUAAUGGCCAUUCUAAUAUAAAAACUAAUAAUUACAUAAAAGAAAUUUAUAGCGAUGCUUCAUCAUCAGGAUGGGGGAUAUAUUGCAAUGGCCAGGAAUCAUUUGGUCAUUGGAAGGAAAACGAAUCAAAGUUGCAUAUUAAUCAAUUGGAGCUCAAAGCAGCCUUUUUUGGAAUAAAAGUUUUUGCUAGUGAUUGUUCUGAUUGUGAAUUGUUACUAAGAAUAGAUAAUGUUACUGCCAUAUCGUGCAUUAACAGGAUGGGCAGUGUGCAAUAUCCCCAUCUUAAUGAUGAGGCCCGCGACAUUUGGAAAUGGUGUGAACAGCGUAGAAUUAUACCUUUUGCAUCAUACAUUAACACUAAAGAUAAUAGAGAGGCUGAUUUUUUAUCUAGGAAAAAAUUUCAAGAAACAGAGUGGGAAUUAGGUGAUUACGCAUAUGAUAAAAUAAAAGAAAAGUUAGGUAUUCCAGAUAUUGAUUUAUUUGCCAGCCGUUGUAAUGCUAAAUGUGAUACUUACGUAACCUGGAGAAAUGAGCCUGAUGCAUGGGCUAUCGAUGCAUUUACUGUACUAUGGAGUGGAUUAAAUUUUUAUGCUUUUCCACCAUUUUCAAUGAUUUUAAAAAUGAUUCAAAAGAUAAUUACUGAUAAAGCAGAAGGAAUAGUUGUUGUUCCCUUAUGGCCAACGCAACCUUGGUUUCCAUUAUUCCAAAGAAUAUGUAAAUCUGAAAUCAUACAAUUCCCACCGGAUGUUAACCUCCUAAAAUCACCUUACAGAUCAACCCACACGCUUCAUCGCAGUCUAACAUUGGCUGCCGCGAGAUUAUCCGGCAGACUUUACUGAAAAAAUUUUUAUCACCUAGGUCGGUCGAAAUUAUGCUAGCGUCCUUGUCAAAUAACACUUACAAACAGUAUGACGGCUCAAUAAAAGCCUGGAUAAAUUAUUGUAAUAUACAUAAUUACGAAUACACUAAGGCAUCUAUACCUGUGAUUAUCCAUUUCCUAACAGAGGUAUUUGACAAGGGUGCUAAAUAUGGAACAAUAAACUCUUAUAAAUCUGCGCUAGCUCUAUUAUUAGGAAAUAAUUUAGAAGAUGAAAGACUAAAGCGCUUCAUGAAGGGAGUAUUCAAAUUAAGACCAACUAAUCCCAAAUACAAUGUAACAUGGGACCCCAAUAUCGUCCUUAACUUUCUUGGACAAAAAUAUCCCAAUGAAAGUCUUGAUUUGAGAACCCUCUCCAAGAAGACGCUCACUUUACUUGCUCUUGUGACUGCACAUCGUGCACAGACGCUAUCUUUAAUCAAAAUAAAUAACAUAGUAAUUAAUCAAAACGAAAUUUUAAUAAAAAUUCCGGAUACAAUUAAAACAACAAAAUUAAAUUCACUGCAACCCGUUUUAAGGCUUCCAUUCUAUAAUCCACGUCCAGAAAUCUGCCCAGCUCGUUGUUUACAAGUGUAUUUAAAUAAGACAAAACCUUUACGUAAUAAUAACAAGACAACCUUAUUUCUAAGUACAAAAAAGCCUCAUUCUAGUGUUACUAGCCAGACCAUUAGUCAUUGGAUUAAAGAUAUGCUACAACAGAGUGGUGUAGACACUUCAAUAUUUAGUGCACAUAGUACACGACAUGCAGCCACAUCGAAAGCAAACCGAUUAGGAGUAAGCAUAGAAGUCAUCAAACGGACGGCUGGUUGGUCUAGUUCAUCCUCCGCCUUUGCUCGCUUCUAUAACAAAGAUAUUGUAACUAAUGAUGAUCAGUUCGCUGAAUCACUUCUUAAUUCUGUAGAAUGAUUGUAAUAAUAAUAUGAUGUACUUACCUACUAAGAUGAUUACUGUAAUAAAUGUUGAUUACAUAAAAAUAA
Messenger RNA from Plutella xylostella (diamondback moth), 4314 nucleotides. Lineage: Eukaryota; Metazoa; Arthropoda; Insecta; Lepidoptera; Plutellidae. The record is from RefSeq and is a predicted model, not a curated record.